Puccinia graminis f. sp. tritici CRL 75-36-700-3 is the source of this 2860-nucleotide messenger RNA. RefSeq lists its product as uncharacterized. Lineage: Eukaryota; Fungi; Basidiomycota; Pucciniomycetes; Pucciniales; Pucciniaceae. Bases 308 to 2203 code for a protein of 631 amino acids. Gene Ontology annotation, cellular component: cytosol. The record is from RefSeq and is a predicted model, not a curated record. Gene Ontology annotation, biological process: glycerophospholipid catabolic process. The transcript is spliced from 8 exons. Gene Ontology annotation, molecular function: A2-type glycerophospholipase activity.
UGAUUAUUUACAAAUGCCCUCCACCUUACGGGAACCUUUGAUUUCACCACUGAUUGAUCAUCAUCUGGCUGAGGCUUUGGCCUGAACGUCACUCGCUUGGAAUAAUACCGCGAUAACCUUUCAAUGGAUCGCUACCAGAGCAGACGUCCCGCGAAACAAUUUCAACAUAAAUAGACAAUUACUUCCAACGGCGACUUCUCACAAACAAGACCCUCACUUCCACUUCUAGUCUCUCCUUCGCCAACAAGUUACGGAGUUUCACCUCCAAUCAUUGGCCAAUCUUUCUUAUCUCUGCGCAUUGAGUAUUAUGUCGUGGAAGACGAGAGGCAUGGCACUACCCUUUUCAUCCAUUCUUUCAAUUUAUUGCUUACUGCUUUUACAGCAGAGUUCCAAUGUUACCUCGCAAGUUUUGACUGCCAGCGUGCCUUCCUACGCCCCUGUCAGCAUUGAAUGUCCAUCAAACCAAAAUAUCUUGAGACUAGCAGGUUCCUCAACUAGCAAAAAUCAGACAUUAUCGCAGGCCGAGGCAGGCUUUCGCAGAGGUCGGAAAUCAGUUACAGCCCCACUCUGGCGGGAUUUUUUCAUCAAUGGACCCGGUAAAAGUACCGGCUAUAAAUCUACUGCACUGGUAUCCCAAAAACAGAAUGAUUGGCCGGUGCUUGGCGUCGCAUACUCUGGGGGCGGGAUCCGAGCAGCAUUAUACGCGGCUGGAGUCAUGCAGACACUUGACGCAAGGACGAGCGCUAGUCCAAUCCGUGGAAUAUUCCAGUUGUCGUCCUAUUUCUCCGGUCUCAGUGGUGGUAGCUGGCUGGUCGCCUCUGCGGCAGCAAGCAAUUUUCCCAUAGCAUCCGAACUGGUCUCUGGAUGGGAACUAGAGAAAGACUUGGUGCUACCCGGCGGAAUCAAUGCUAUCAGAAGUGCACAAUUCAUCGAUCAGAUACAUGAUACCUCUAAGCUCAAAAAAGAUGCGGGUUAUAAUAUUUCGUUGACUGAUUUAUGGGGGCGAGCACUAGGAUACCAUUUUCUACCUGGAACAACAUCAGACAAUUUCUAUACAAAUUCACCGACUACAGCGCAUGGAGCGGGUGAUCUAAUCUCGGGCUUGCGCAACAUGAAAACAUUUCAAGAAUUUCGAGCACCCCUGCCAAUAUUAGUUAGUGAUCACAAGCCAUUGAACAAAUCAGAAACCAAUACCAGCUCCGUUCCCGCCUCGGGAUCAACGUAUAUUCCACUUUCCGCCCCAGUCUACGAGUGCUCGCCGUUCGAGUUUGGGAGUUUUGACCCUCAACUGAGCGCUUUUAUCCCCUCGGAACUCUUGGGUACAAGUUUGAGUUCGGGAAAGCCCUUCAUCCCUUCCAGUGUAAACAAAUCAUCCAAACCCGAUCCCAACAAGAGAUGCGUGCGAGGAUUUGAUCAAUUGAGCUUCAUCAUGGGGAGCUCUGCAACAUUGUUCAAUGCUGUGACAGGGGUGCCAGCAAAGUACAACGAGAUGUUCAAGAAGAUGAUCCAAAAAAUUGCAGAUACUGCUCUGGACCGGUCAUUCACCGCCCGAUAUCCCAAUCCAUUCCGAGGUGUAAAUGGCGCAAUAAGUUUUGAUCGAUCAAAAUCUGACGAGUUAGUGAUCGUUGACGGCGGCGAAAACGGCGAAAACAUACCCCUCAAUCCUCUGUUAGCUCCAGCCAGACAGGUGGAUGUCAUCUUGGCAGCAGACGCCUCAGGCGAUUCAAAUUCAAGUAGCGCGAUUGGAGCUGGCUGGCCUAAUGGCAAAGGUAUGAUCAAUACGUUCUUACGAGUUCACAAAGUGUUACCGGCUGGCACAUCCAAUUUCCCUUCAGUCCCACUUAAUCCCACAGUAUGGGAAGAAAAAGGGUAUUCCUCGCGUCCAACAUUUUUUGGCUGCAACGUCUCAAGUAAGGAAGGAAAUGGCGGGUAUCCAUUGGUGAUUUACUUGCCAAAUAGCCCAUCGCAGACUGGCUACUUGACCAACACGUCAACCUUCAAACUACAAUAUUCUAGAGAGGAUUCAAGUUCAUUUCUUCAGUCGGUCAUGGAAUCAACAACCAAGCCGAGGAUCGAAAACAAAGUCGAUAAGGAUUGGUCAACUUGCCUUUCCUGUGGAUUGAUCGAUCGAUCAAGAAACCGAUUAGGAAUUACUCGGUCUACCGCAUGCGAAAUCUGCUUUAAGCGCUAUUGUUACGCAUAGGUUCAAAAGUAGGAGCGCAUGAGUCUGAAAUGAAAAAUAAAAUAGGACAAUGACACGUAGAUGUUCAAAGUGAAAAUUGAGGUAAUAUUUUUUUUUUUAAAAUUAGAGCAUCUAUUUAUCUCUCAGAAGCUUGGAAAUUUAUAAUCAGAAUUUCUGAAUCUUUGAUUUUACUCACCGUAUGCUUGCCCACUGUUCUCAUUAGUGAGCCCACUAAUCUAUUUAUGCAACCAGUAGUUAUAGUGUAGAGUAAUACUAAUACUGCUAAUCAUGAUGCUAUGGCACUAAACAUCACAAGGUUACAAUAUAUUCCUGUUUUAUACCGAUUAUUGUUGGCCUUUACUAUCGAAAGAGGUGUACAUCAAGGCAGCACUUAAAGUCUGGUAACACUGUGGUGCAUGUAGAUUGAAGAUGGGGUAUUUGUAUUACUUCUUCUUGGCCAAAUGGUGCAGUGUGGAGUAGUUGCCCACAACUUCUGGCAUAGUGCAACAUAAUCAUUGGGAGAUACUUUGUUUGAAGCAGCAUCACUGAAUCAAUUGAGGGCAUCUUUUUUUUUCCUUGUAGAUUUUAUUACUUCAUGUCUUACAAAAUGAAAGAUUCAAGAGCAUAUAGUCACUAUGUUAUCAGUGGGAAGAGGAGAGCAAAACACCACAUGGCACA